AUGGACAUUCCCCUCUCCUCCGAUUGUUUGGAUGUCUCUUUUCAUCCUCAAGCAGACACGUCUCUCAUAGCUGCCUCACUCGUAUCGGGGAAAGUCCAGUUGCUAGAUUACAGCCCAUCCGAGCGAACAAGCGUACCAAAGGGCAAGGCAGCGGCGGGGCAUGAUGCAAAGCUGGAUGAAGCAGACGACUCAGACGAGGAUGAAGAGGCGUCAAGCUCAGCGAGCGGCAGCAGCAGCACAUGGCCUCAUGGCAAGAAAAGCCACACCAAGCUAUGGGCUACCAGACCGACCAACAAGUCAUGCAGAGGUGCAGCGUUCGAUGAGCAGGGCGAUUCAGUUUGGGUAAUCUCCAAGGAUGGCAGCUUGUCCAGGCUAGACACCGAAACAGGCAGUGUGGUGCAGCAAUGGAAGGAAGCGCACUCGGCGGCUCCUUCUCGCAUUCUUCCCGUGUCCUCCUCGCUGCUUGCUACUGGCGAUGAUGACGGCGUAGUGGCGCUCUGGGAUCCACGUCGCCCGCCCAAGAAUGCUCUGUCCGGAUCGAGCUCGAGCGUCAAGCCGAGCAAGAACACUAGCGAAGCAGCCCAAUCUUGCCUCUCAGCCGGGGCUGUUCGAAGCUAUUCUCACCACUUCGAUUGGAUUACUUGCAUGAUACACGUUGCAGAUCUUACUCCGCCAAAGGAGUUGAAGAAAAGACCAGACGAGAUCAGAAAGGCACAAAAGAGGGAGGCUAAAAAGGUCAAGAGGAGGCAACUGAGAGGUCUGGGCGCCAAGGAGGACGAGAGCGCGGAGAAGCUGGGGAGGGAGAGAUUAGUGGUCACCAGCGGCGAUGGCACCUUGUCCGUCAUCGACCCGCGUGUUGGGCCCUCUGCCGUGGAAGUCAGUGAAGAUCAAGAAGACGAGCUGUUGGGCGUCGCUGCUAUCAAGCGCGGAAACAAGCUUGUGGUGGGGACACAGCUGGGGAUGCUGUCCGUUUGGGCCCCGUCCCGCGGCUUACUGGAUCACGUGGAUCGCAUCCCCGGGCAUCCACAAUCUGUCGACGCCUUGUGCAUGCUGGAUCAAGACACGGUUCUGACCGGUUCUUCGGACGGACUGAUACGGGUGGUCCAAGUGCUGCCCAACAAGUUGCUGGGAGUGGUCGCGGAUCAUAAUGGGCUUCCCGUGGAGAGGAUAGCGAGAAAGGAAGGAUGGGUAGCUAGUGUGGGACACGGACCAGAGAUCAAGUUGACGGAUGUCGGGAGCCUGCUGGAACCUGCAUCUGAUGAGGAUGAGGAUGAAGGAGCUAGCUCCUCGGAUGAAGGAGACAAACAGGAUACCGGAGAAGAACACUUUGCUGCUGCGCUAGGAGAUUUGAGUUCCUCUUUUGCUGCGGACGCGCUUCCUAGAGCAAAGAAGCAAACAGACGCUCCUCCUCACGAUGGCGCUGACGCUGAGUCUGAUAUCGACGACGAAGAAGAGGCGGGCGACCCUGACGCAGAAGAUGCUUCAGAAGAUGAAGCGGCAGUCGAAAGACCGAGCAAACGCAGCAAGACGCAGUCUGCAAGCGGCAAGGCAGCGCAAUCGCGUCAAGCAGCGGACGACGAUUUCUUUGCCGGAUUCUGA
Ceraceosorus guamensis is the source of this 1599-nucleotide messenger RNA. RefSeq names its product WD40 repeat-like protein. The record is from RefSeq and is a predicted model, not a curated record. NCBI's taxonomy places the organism in Eukaryota, Fungi, Basidiomycota, Exobasidiomycetes, Ceraceosorales, Ceraceosoraceae. Gene Ontology annotation, molecular function: protein binding. The coding region runs from base 1 to 1599 and encodes 532 amino acids. The transcript has 4 exons.